Molecule: messenger RNA, 9461 nt
Organism: Patiria miniata (bat star)
Lineage: Eukaryota; Metazoa; Echinodermata; Asteroidea; Valvatida; Asterinidae
Product: fibrous sheath CABYR-binding protein-like
Exons: 20
Coding region: 1-5550 (1849 amino acids)
Cellular component (GO): cytoplasm
Source: RefSeq, a predicted model, not a curated record
AUGGCACCCGGAACAGAUGAACAAGGUGGAGGUCUCCGGGUGAACCCAGCGUACCUAGAGCAAGGCCAAGUCAACACUUCGUAUUCAAGCGCAGCAACAAGCAGCAGCAGCGGACAGCGACGGGCGACGCACAGCAUCAGCAACAACUCGGCACAGCGACGCCAGUAUUACAAGGAGAGAGACCGGAGGCACACGCUAGCGUCGCACACACCGACGUUGGCAUCGUAUGGUCAGAGGCCGACCUCCAAUGAGCAGAAACGAGAGUUGUUUAUGGAAUAUCUGAAGCAGAAGUACCCAGAGCACUCGGACACGAUUGAAAUGGCCAAGCAACCUGAGCAGGAUUCCUUGACAUUCUCCAACGGUUUCUACGACGAUGACGGGACCAUGUCAGAGAUGGACACCCAAGCCACGGGCUUCCAACGAGGGGGCAGGGUCAGGGCUAGCCUGCCCAUCUCCAGGAAUGUCGUCAAUAAAUCCAAAGAAAAACCACUGGGCCUUGUAUACCUCAACUACAUGAGCGAAACCAAGCGCGCCCUGAUGCCCAACGAGGUGACCGGCAUCGACACGGUCAAGGCGCUCUUCGUCCGCGCGUUUCCGCGGAAACUCACCAUGGCAAUGCUGGACUCACCACAGAGGAAAAUCUACAUCCGGGACGACGCCACCGAGAUCUUCUACGAGCUGGAAAAUUUAGAUGAGGUUAAAGACCGAGUCAUCUUAAAAAUCUACGAGCCGGGCUUCGUGGAGGAUACCACUCUAAACAUCCGUAGCUCCACCUCCACCCCUCUGGACCUCAACGUCUGCUCGGACUCGGAGCUUGCCGACAUCGAGCUGCCGGACUUCAGGGAGAGGAACUACAAGACCAUGGGGUCCAAACCGGCCGGAGCCGGCCCCAACCGGUUUGAUCCGCAUAUGAAGCGGCCCAAUAGCACCACACCUAUGGAUAUGGGCAACAGGAGAAUGCAUCACCAGCAGGCUCGAGCCAACACCAGCAUCCCCCUGCGUUCCCCGCCCAACAACGAGCCCUUCCAGCGAGGCGCCCCGGAGCGCUCCACCGCCCCCGUCCAUCCCUCCCAAGGCCCCUUCCCCAGGGGCAGCCCCCAGCGCCUGAGCAGCACCACCCUCCCGCGCCAGCAGGAAGGGCGCAGGACCCCCACCAAUGGGCGCAGCCUGACCAUGCCCAGGCAGGGGGAUAGAGGGCGGGGUCAGGGCUACAGACCCCGCCCAGAGCACGGCGGAAGGCAGGAGGAACAUCGGAUACAGAGCACUGUACAGUCGACUACCAUGGCAUCAGGGCCAGGGCAGGACCCAUCCAGGCACCCCUCCAUGGAGCGCCAGAGGGACCCUAACCACCCAGACUACCACCCUCCCCGAGCCAGCACGCCCCAGCAACAUGGCAACGCUCGCACCCUGGACCGAUCCGUGGGUCCCCCUCGAGGUCCGCCACAGCGUACCCAAGACCCCAAUGGGGCACCACCUCCCCACAGGGAGGGCCCCAGGGGUCAGCCCUCACCCCAGGGUAGCCCAGUCAAGGCCCCUCGGGGUGAGAUGCGGGCGGAAGGUCCACCGUAUCCAAGGCAAUCGCCGCACCCUGAGAUGCAGGGACGAUCGCCGAGCCGAAACUCGAGUCAAGGAAUGAGGCAACCCCCUCCAAAUCACAUGCAGCACCCGGGCCCCAACAGACCCCACGACAGAACCAUGGAGAGACCCCACGACAGAUCAGUGGACAGACCCCACGACAGAUCCAUGGACAGACCCCAUGACCGACCCCAUGACAGAACCAUGGAGCGGCCCCGUGACAGAUCCCUGGACAGACCCCGCAGCACACCCCCACACCGUAUGGAGCACAGGGGACUGGGUCCCCCGCCAGCGAAGCAUCCCCACCCCCCUCAGGCCAACGUCAGAGAGGUAGAGGCGAGGAUAGUCAGACAGGGUCAGGUUUCGUCCUUGGCAGCACCUGAGACUGAGACCUCAGAAAGGAUCUCUGCCAUGGAGCAGCAGAUAGCCAGCCUGGCUGGUAUGGUGCGCUCAGCUCUCAAGCCUGGCGAGCAGCCACCGCGAGGGCAGCAGAUGCCCCAACAGCAGCCUCCGCGAGUGCAGCAGAUAUCCCAACAGCAGCCCCCGCGAGGGCAGCAGAUAUCCCAACAGCAGCCCCCACGAGGGCAGCAGAUACACCAACAACAGCAUCCCCCGCGAGGGCAGCAGAUACCCCAACAGCAGCAGGCCAAGACCCCUGUACAGACUCCCAACCGUAGCAAGAGUGAACUGACUGGCUUGAAUGAGGAGAUCAUCCGGGCAACUCAGAACCAGAAGACAUUCACAGCUGUGGACAGCUACAGAGAUGGAACGGACAGUCAGUCAGUAACCCCUCAGCCCAUGAACGGCAGAGAGCUGCGGGAAACAACGCUGAAUCUCAAGCACACAGUCAGGGACCUGAGGGACCAGCUCAAGCAGAUACGCAAGCUGCAGCUCAAUAUGGUCCAGGACAUGAAUGUGGCCUUCAGGGCCACCAACCGGAGGGUGCAACUGGCCUUACAGACCACUCCGGCUGGUAACGAGCAUCCUAUCAGGUCACUGCGGACUAGGACACACCAGGACUACGUCAAGUACCACAUGAGCCGAGACAAGUUGGACAAAGAAAUCAGAGACUUGGAAUCGGCUGUGGAAGAGAUGCGCGACGAUGUCGUCAACCGACACUGCCACGUCAAUUUGGCCGAAGUGGACGCCCUGGCCCAAACCAUCGGCAACAGCAGCAAGCACAUUGCUGAACAGAAAGUUGCUUUCCCAGUCCUGGCUGACAAGAUGAAAGGUGUGAUGCAGGGAGAGAUGGAGAUUGUCGUCAAUGAAGAAAAUUUCAUCAAGGAAGAGCCAGGCAAACUGGACGACUACAUGAAACGCUGCAAGAAGGUCACCAAUACUCUCUGCACACUAAAGAGGCUUGCCUCAGUUCAAGAACACCGGACCCCAGUGGUACCAGUCUUUGAGCAGACCUCCCAGCCAGUCAACCGAGUAAUGGAGACCAUCCAGAGCAUCUCUCCUAACCACGAAGAGAGGGUUAAGAACCUACAGACUGCCACUGCGUCUCGGGAUCGCAAGCGCCCACUCAACACAGCCCAGGAGCUUCACCGUUUCCAGAUGGAUCUUGGCAAGGGCCGCCGGUCCCUCAAGAGGACCCAAAACCUGGACCGGAUCAACCAGCGACGGAGGGCCAAGCUGCGGGAGCUCUACCAGAGCGAGGAGCACGAUGCCAUGACCCCAAUCCUGACACCAGAGAAGAUGGCCAAACAGGGGAAAAAGAAGACUCCACCUCCCCCGCCGCCAAAGAGGACCCAUCUCUCCCAGCAGGCAGUGGCUUCUCACUCGCCAACGUCUCCCGUGACUCCAGGAGGUACAGCAUCAGGACCCAACCUGACCCCGAAGCCCAAAUUAGUGGUGACCACAUCUGACGACAAUGGCGAAGCUGUUCCGGUCGUCCCGCCUAAGCCGGCGAUGAUGGUGCCCAAGAAGCUCCCGCAACAGGUGGAUGCUGAUUCUAGUUCUGCACGUUCUGCCCCAGACCUUAGUUCAUGCAUGAUUAGCACGUGUAGUGUGAAUUCCGAGUGCCUGGUCAGUCCCAUUAAGGGCCAAACCCAGCCAUCGUGUGCUCUGUCCCCCUCAGGUUUUAAGAGUGAGCCCUUGCUUGCCAUCUCAGAGAUUGUCCCGAAUAGCAUGACUAAUCCGAAACAGGAGAUCCAGGCAGUUAAGGGAGUUGGUAAGCCUUCUGGAAACAAUUCUCCCCGGCAUGUUUCUCAUCCUUUACCAGGAACUGUCAUGACCUCCCAGAGUAUGCAGAUGAGGUCACAGGGUGGUCAAGCAGCGCCCCGGCCUGGACUGACCUCUCCCAAAGGUGUGACCUCCCCUCGGGGGGUGGUGACUCCAGAGGGAGGGGUCAUGCUGUCCCAGGGGGCGGUGAUGAUCGCCAAGAGUGGGUCCGCUACCUCCCCUGGCCUGGCAACAACCCCGCAGCGCCAGGCACCAGUCCGCCUCCUGAGUUCCAGCUCCCAGGCCAGCCCUACCAAGACCAACUCCCCAACAUCUCCACAAUACAAACAAUCGGGCAUCCCUGUUCUCAAACAAGCUCAACAUUCCAUCAGGGUCCAACAAACGACCAAAACAAAGGUCAUUGAAGGAGUUAACCAGAGUAUGCCCUCUUCCAAAACACGAACCCUUCCAAGUAGUCCGCCAAGAGAUGUGCUAACCCAGCGGCGGUCCAGCGUUCCUUCAGCAAUGGAUAUUGCACCCCCACCGAAGCCCCCGAGGGGAUGCAUAGAUGCCCCAAAAGAUCCAACAGAUGCUCCACCCCCCUCUGCCUUUCGCCCCCUUGCCAUUCCAGGCUGGAAGGAGACCAGUUUAGAUGAGUUGCCUCAGAAGAAUAAACCACGUCGGCACACGGUUACACUCCCUCAGCAUCCCAAGCGCAAUGGGUGGGCACCACCAGUCACUGAUCAUCCCGUUAACGGCUCAGUACAAAAACCUCAGCCUGGUCCCAGGAGCACAUCUCUACCCCAGCAGAACGGCCCUCUUGACAGACGUGAUGUAAUUAAUGAACCAAAAGCAGCUCCUGCUCAAAGGGGUGUCUUGAGCAAAUCUCAGUCAGGGACAGAUGGUCAACUCAAUGCAGAAAAGCGAUCCUCCUUGCAGAGGCAGAAUUCUGACCCAGGAUCCCGCCCGGUUGUCACAAUUGUCGACAAAAAGGGAGCCCUCAAAAUCCAACAACUGAAGGAGCAGUAUGCCAAGCUCCGGAAGCUCCAAGAGGAGCAGAAGAAGUUGGAGCAGCAAAGCCCAAAGAAAAGCCCCUCACAACCAGAAGCCACUCAGCCAGAGCAACCUGUUAGAGAAAGCACGUCAACUGACUUGCAAGCCAAGACCCCACCCUCAACAGCCUUAGAGGUUGAUGUCUCAUACAGCCAAGGGGAAACGUCCAGGACGGAGGACCAAGAUGAGGGCUCCAGCUACACCAAACAGACUGUAGUCUACCGAGCGGGCCCCAAACCCUACAGAACGGACGACAGGAAACUCAGCGGGUCAUCUCUGGACGACCUGGAUAAUACAACAACCGUGAUCACCACAACGAAAAGAGAAAUUAUUGCGGAUAGCAUCCCCGUCACCAAUGGUGUGGUCCACCAGCCGGUCUUCUCCCAGUUCAAAGUGCAUGAGAUGGCCCCGCGGAACUUUGCAACCAAGGCCAAACCGGGGGUGUCCCCAAACCCACAAGUGACGGUGGUGAACGGUAACGGUAUUGAGGAUAAACCCUCCCCUAAACCCAACGGCGAGACGACGACUAUUGAUGUAAAAAAGCCCAGUUCCGAAAAGGAGGCGGUAAUCCAAAAUGGAGGAGGGAAGCAACCACUUACAAACGGGGGGAGUGAUGUCGUGGAGGGGCAAGGAGAACGGGUUAUUGAGAGGACAGAGACGGAGGUUAAGAGGUUUAACGCCGUCAACGCCAAUCUAAACGGGAAACCGGAACUGAAGACAGUCUACACCAAGAGACUGGAGGAAACAUUCAUCUUUUAGACAAACAAACAAACCUCUUAGACUGGAGUCCUGUCCUCAUAACGCACGUGUACAUGAGGACAGGCAACGGCCUCAUGCUUCUGAUAUCUUAUUGGUUGCUAUGCAUCUUGGCUGUGACACCUCCCCUUAAUGUUGAUUGCCCUACUUCUCAUGUGCACUCAUGCGUCUCGCUCAUUGCCGCACCUCAUUGGUACAAGGGUAGAUAUUUAAAUUAGGUUGACCCCUACGUCAAAGGUCAAUCUGACAAUUGACAAGCUGGUCGGUAUCAGACUUUAAAUGGCUUUUUGGAGUCCGCGUUCGGACCAACACACUCCAAGCUGUUAUGCAAUCCUUUCAAGUUCAUAAACUGCCCAGGAAUUCGGGCAAUGAUAUUUAUACUAUUACAGAACCUAAAAAUGUAUUUAAAAAAAACGGUUUUACUGAACACUUAAAAACCCUUCGAAAUAAAUAUAUUUUCUUAAGUGAGAUUUAAGUAAGCUCUUUUUGGAAAACAAAAGAAUAUUUAUCAAUAAAAAAUUGGGGAAAAAAAUCUGUUUUCAUAUUUAUUCAUCCCCAACAUGAUAAUUUGUCGCAAAAAUUGUGUCCAUCUCAGAUCAAAAUAAUAUGCAUAACAUCUCUUCAGUAUUCAAAUAUAUUUGUCCUAAUUAAGAUAAAGUAUGUAAAUUAUGUACAGAGCAGCAUGAAUAUUCAGUAGAUGUGGUAUCUUAAGUUAUGCAGAGUUGUACUGCCUUUCCAAUUUUCAUACAUUUGCUUAGUUGGUAUGCAAUCUGUUUUAUAUUGAUUUUUGGAGGUUUUGUGUCGAGUGUUUUUCUGUGAGAAUGGAGUGCCUUUAAACAUCCAACCUAAACAAAAAAAAUAAUAAAACAAUAAUAAAUAAAUGAUGAUCAGUUUCUCUGUAGAACCAUUACAUCCAGAAAGAAGUUCUCUUUUGAUCAAUUGUAAAAAAAAAAAUGCAGUUAAAAAUGCAAAAACAUAAGCAACGGGUGAAUAUAUUUUAUUUGCAAAAAUACAGUGUUGUGGUGAAGAUACAGUUGGUUUCAUUCGCAAUGCAUUUUCUAGAUUGGUGUCUUCCAGACGUUAUCAAACCAACAGGGAGUCGUGUUUCUAUUAGCUCUUCUCUGAUUGGCUGAAUAAGACAUUCAUGGGGCAUUUGUUCUCUUCUCAUCCAAUCAUUGAGAUUGGUAUUUCUUGUUUACCGUUCUGUGAUUGGCUGACGUUCAUUUUAUUCCUCUCAUCCAAUCACACCAAAUAGUAGUUUGCUGUUCCCCGAUUGGUUGAUUUGUAUUUUCACUGGGGGCAGCCAUCUUUGUUUCUGCCGACCUCCAUUCGCGAGUAUGCAGUUCGUGUCUUUGCGAAGUACCAAGUUGAAACCAAUGAUUUCAGGCACCAUUUGAAAGAAAUUUUCCAACUCGGAAGUAAAUUCAUUUGUAAAACUAGUCAUAGAAGGAUACGGACUGUUUCAGAAAUGCAAGUAAGUAUUGGAUUUCGUAGAAAAGUAGGGCCUAUAUUUUAGAAAACUCACGUGAAUUAUUCAUGUAUUGAUUGCUGGCAAUUAUUUUUGUGUUUGUUCACACACAACCAAAACGUUUGGGGGGGGGGGGAAGCAGAGAGCUAAUGAUUGCUGUAAGUAAAUUCGGUUACUAGUUUAUAUUGUACAUAGAGUUUGAUGAAGUUUAUGAUAGCACUGUGUAAAUCUUACUGGUCCUGUUUAUAGUAUAGAGUUAUUCGGCGAUUUUGGAAGUAAUUUAGUUAAUGAGACUUGAGUGAUAUAUGUUGGAGUUGAUCUUACAAUGAGUGCGGUGAAAUUCAGAUUAAGUUCAAUACAACGGCUCAGUUGGAGAGUUAUUAAACAUUAGCCGUUUCGGACUACAUUUUUCAUAAAUUCACAUGCACAGUGAAUUGGUUCUUUAUUGAACAAGAUUCACUCAAACGAUUUACAUUGGAAGAGAAAGUUCAUAUCCAACCUACGGCUUUUAAUGAGCAAUAAUUAUUGUACUCUUUCCAUCCCAAUGACAGUGGUAUUCCAUAUGCAGCUGCAGUACACUAUGCAUUCUAGCAGGUAUUCUGUUUCAGCUGUUCAUAUGUUUUGUGCCUGGCGUAUUACUUUAUACCUAUAGCAGCUUUUCACAGCUUACCCUGCUAGCCACAGAAUUUCAUGCUUACGAUCACCAUUUCGUGCUAACAACAGUGCUAGCAGAAAAAUUACAUGUACAAUGUAUGUGCUAAUCCUAUCCUGUGAGCACAGAAUCAUAUCCUUAGUUACGGGAAUUACGCAUGCGCAUAAGCCAAACUUCCUUGCUAACCCGUGAAAUACGCUUACCGUAAGUACAGACUUGUUUGCUGCAGUAAGCGGGAAUUUUUCGCUAACGGUAAAACAGAGCCAUGAAAUUGGGCCAUGUUGUCAACCAUUAAUGUAAGUUGUAUCUGGCAUGUUUGAGAUUGCCUAUCUGCCGAUAGGUUUGGCAGACAGUGCAUACAUGCAGGGCUAACUGGUCAAGGUACUGAAGUGCUGCUAACAAAUUAGCUUAGCACAGAAAGAGUACGCUUAGCAGGAAAACUGAUUAACUUUAAUAUGUAAAACAUGAUUUGAACCCUGGUUCGUAUUCAUUCAAUACUUUUGAUUUAUUUGGGCAAUAAUAUUGAAUUUUUUUCAAGGAGUGUUAUUUCUUAAGUAUUCAAUACAGUGCCUUUUUUGCUCUGACAAAUCUUCCACAACUUCAAAUACCUCAGCAAAUAGUCUCUUCACAAAUCGGACUGCAACAUUAACAAACAUCAGCUGAAAUUGUUCAACUGUAAAUAUUAUAAAUAAACCGAUUUGAAAAGCAAAAGUUUGUAUUAUAGAUAUUUCUGGAUUUACCAGAUAUUUUGUGGUGUUUGAGUAGGUAUCUAUUGAAAUCAAGUGUAGAAUACUGUGUAUUUCUAGACCCAGGUCCACGUUUUAUUUGAUUUUUAUAUUCAUAGGGUAUUCUGUUUUGUACUUUGUACGCAUGGCAUGCAGCAAUUUCAAGUACAUGUUCUGUAUUCGGGGUUUUGGGCGUUGGUGUAUUGUGUAUGGAUAUAUUGUACAAACGCAAUUUGGUAUGUUGUUGAAAACUGCAGAAUGUUUGGGUUUUUGAAAGGCUGCAUUUUUCAAAGUUUUUUUUGACGGCGGUACCGCGGUACGUGAAUGUCAAAAGCUGUAUAGAACUAUGCAAUUAUGCUUUGUACUGAGAACUGGGUAUUUCUCCCUUUUUUCGGCGAGUUUCUGAAUGAGAGUUCGCUUCAAGAGUGGCAUUUUAAAUAACUUUUCCCAAAUUUCAUCGAGAUUUUUUUAUAAUGGCCUUGCAUAGGUUCAGUUUAUUCUGAUGUUUGUUUAUGGGAGAAGCUAGACUAAUGGGAUUCUUUUUAUUUACAUACUUUUUCUUGCAACUCAGUGUUAUGUAUGUGUCUUUAGUAUCAACUCUAAAACACUUUAAUUACAAAAUAAAGUUUAUUUUGUUAUUCAGUUUCAUUUGGGAGGGUAAGCACAAUAUUUGUUUCUAGAACAAAGGAUUUUGUUUAUAUUAUGGAAUAGGUGGAUCUAAUUUGUGUGUAAAAAAAAUACCAAAAAUGAUGAAGUUAUCUGCUUCAUUCUUGCUUUGUGAAAACGCACGAUUUGUUUAACAAAAGGAGAUAUGGCAUUUGAGAGUUUGUUGUUUUUUCGGAAUUUACUGUACAGAACGUCUAUUUAUUCAACUAAACUGAUUAAAGCUGGGCGAAUUACGAGCGCGGUAGUCUAACGUAGACACAUCAGCGAACUUGAACGAAUCCUGAAGAACAAAUAAAAAGAACUAUAAAACCGAAGUGAAGAUAAAAUAGGAACGGGUCUCGUUGUUGUGAAAGAGGUCAGCAAAAUAAAUGAGUUGUAGAAUAAAACUGCGUUUAUGGCAAUC